UUUUUUUUUGUUUUUGUUUUUUUUGAUCAUUUGAUAUGUUGUUUAUCCAUCGGAUUGAACUUCUCUGUGUUUACUUUUUUUGUUCUUUUGUCCAUUUGGAGGUCAGAUAUAGCAAGAUUGGCUCAGAAUGUGAAAGUGCGACAAAGGGUCGUUGCAACUGCCAUUACAUAUAUGAGACGCGUUUAUGCCAGGAGAAGUAUGACCCAAUAUGAUCCUCGUCUCGUUGCUCCAACAUGCUUGUACUUGGCAUCAAAAGCUGAAGAAAGCACGGUCCAGGCCAGACUUCUUGUAUUUUAUAUCAAGAAAUUAUAUUCAGAUGAGAAGUAUAGAUAUGAAAUAAAAGAGAUACUUGAGAUGGAAAUGAAAAUUUUGGAAGCCCUCGACUAUUAUUUGGUUGUAUUCCAUCCUUAUCGGGCUCUAACUCAGUUGCUUCAGGAUGCUGGCAUGAGUGACGCAGCACAAAUGACGUGGGGACUUGUUAAUGACACAUACAAAAUGGAUUUGAUUCUUAUACAUCCUCCGCACUUGAUUGCAUUAGCAUGCAUAUAUAUAGCAAGUGUCCAAAAGGAUAAAGAAAACACGGCCUGGUUUGAAGAGCUUCGGGUUGAUAUGAAUGUGGUAAAAAACAUUGCAAUGGAGAUAUUAGAUUUCUACGACAGCCACAAGCAAAUAGCAGACGAAAAACUUAAUGCGGCCAUGAACAAGUUACCCAGAUGAUUAAGAGAGGGAAAAAAAAAGUUAGCGAGAUUAUAUUACCCACCCAUCUGUUUAUCUGCAAAUUUUGAGUUUUCCGACUUGCAAUAUACUUCGGGGGUAAAAUAAAGACGUUGGGACAAGAAUUUUCAUUUUUGUUAGAUCGAACAAUGUAAGGAUGUUUUAGGUUUUCUGUCAUUGUGUUGUUUAUUUUGGCUUUGCACUUUGAACGUGUUUUCUAACUGGCUAUACUUUGUAAAUAAGUUCCAUGUUCUUACCUGGCUGUAAAUUUUGAUGAGUUUACCUUGGAUGAGAAUUUUUGGGAGAUUUGGUAUGUUAUAACUUAAUAAGAUCAAGACCUUCAGUAUUUCAUACGAA
Molecule: messenger RNA, 1071 nt
Organism: Striga asiatica
Lineage: Eukaryota; Viridiplantae; Streptophyta; Magnoliopsida; Lamiales; Orobanchaceae
Source: the annotation of a GenBank genome assembly